Messenger RNA from Jaculus jaculus (lesser Egyptian jerboa), 4880 nucleotides. It is a transcript of the gene Pcyt1b, whose product is annotated as phosphate cytidylyltransferase 1B, choline. Gene Ontology annotation, biological process: CDP-choline pathway. The transcript has 8 exons. Gene Ontology annotation, molecular function: choline-phosphate cytidylyltransferase activity; phosphatidylcholine binding. The record is from RefSeq and is a predicted model, not a curated record. NCBI's taxonomy places the organism in Eukaryota, Metazoa, Chordata, Mammalia, Rodentia, Dipodidae. The coding region runs from base 241 to 1350 and encodes 369 amino acids.
CCGCACCAGACGCUCCAGUGCCGUCUGGUUGUUAUAGUGAUAAACUGAGGCCUUGCCGCUUGGUUUCUGAGAGAAAGGGGCGGUGUGAGAGGGUAACCUCUUUACUUCCCCCAGGGAAUUCAAAAUAGAAGGGAAAAAGGGGGAUGGGUAAAGAAGAGAAAAAUACGUGACAAAGAAAACAUUCUCUGUCUGGGAGGAGACUCCCAGAGGGUGUAGAGCUGGAGGGAUCAUUCACUGGCCAUGCCAGUACUUACCACUGAUGCUGAGUCAGAAACAGGUAUCCCAAAAUCCCUUUCCAAUGAGCCUCCCUCAGAAACCAUGGAGGAAAUAGAGCACACAUGCCCACAGCCUCGACUGACACUGACUGCACCAGCUCCAUUUGCAGAUGAAUCUAGCUGCCAGUGCCAAGCACCCCAUGAAAAGCUGACCAUUGCUCAGGCCCGCUUAGGAACACCAGUUGACAGGCCCGUCAGAGUAUAUGCAGAUGGAAUAUUUGACCUCUUCCACUCGGGUCAUGCAAGGGCACUUAUGCAAGCAAAAACACUGUUUCCCAACAGCUACUUGUUGGUAGGAGUUUGCAGUGAUGACCUUACUCACAAAUUCAAAGGUUUUACUGUGAUGAAUGAAGCAGAGAGAUAUGAAGCUCUUAGACACUGUCGCUAUGUGGAUGAAGUCAUCAGAGAUGCGCCAUGGACUCUCACACCAGAGUUUCUGGAAAAACACAAGAUUGACUUUGUGGCUCAUGAUGACAUACCAUAUUCUUCUGCUGGUUCUGAUGAUGUUUAUAAGCAUAUAAAGGAAGCAGGCAUGUUUGUUCCAACUCAGAGAACAGAAGGCAUUUCAACAUCAGACAUCAUCACCAGAAUUGUCCGUGACUAUGAUGUUUAUGCUCGACGCAACCUCCAGAGAGGAUACACCGCCAAGGAACUGAAUGUCAGUUUUAUAAAUGAGAAGAAAUACCGUUUCCAGAACCAAGUAGACAAGAUGAAAGAAAAGGUCAAGAAUGUGGAAGAGAGGUCAAAGGAAUUUGUUAACCGAGUGGAAGAAAAGAGUCAUGAUCUAAUUCAAAAAUGGGAGGAGAAGUCAAGGGAAUUCAUUGGCAACUUCCUAGAGCUGUUUGGCCCUGAUGGAGCAUGGAAGCAGAUGUUCCAGGAGAGGAGUAGCCGGAUGUUGCAGGCCUUAUCCCCAAAGCAGAGCCCUGUGAGCAGUCCCACCCGGAGUCGGUCCCCUUCCCGCUCCCCAUCCCCAACUUUCUCAUGGCUCCCCAACAAAACCUCUCCCCCCUCAUCACCCAAGGCAGCCUCAGCCUCCAUCAGCAGCAUGAGUGAGGGGGACGAGGACGAGAAGUAAAGGCGGCUGGCCAGCAAGAGCCACACCACACAGGAUGGGGAGGGUUUUCUGGGGAAGCCUGGGUGGUGGUUGAAGGGGGAAGCAUUUCAGGAGCCACAGUUCUUCUGGGAGACUGGAGUUCUGCCAAGGGGAAGUCUGGUCCAGCUCCCCCUCCUCCACACAGCUUGGCCUGGGCUCCACAUGGAGGUUUCCAACAUGACAGCCUGCACAAACCUUCUUAGCAUCAUAGAAUCACUCCCCUUUAACCUUGCUAAGGAAAAGUGGGGAGCACCCCAUGGAGACUUGCACUGAGUAGUGUGAUUCUGCAGAAGCCGCUGCUGCCUCACCCUUCUAUGUCCAGCCCUCUUAGGGUCCUGCACGUUGCCUCCUAUCACCCAAGCUCCUCCAGAAUAAGUUAUUUUCUAACUGAGGUGGCAAAGUACUUCCAUAAUAGGCAAGUUACAGACAAAUUCCAGCCUUUUCAGCGCAGCCAUUGAGACGUGAUGAUUCAUCAACUCGUUCCCAUUCCAGAACCAUGGCUCAGAGACACAGCUUCACUUUGGGCCCCAUAGAAAAGGGCACCUAGUAUGAACCUUAACUUCUCCAUUCAGAGGACAGUUGUGUCAAGGUGAACUCCACCUAAGGUCUGACAUGCUCCUGGCUGUAUUUUCUCAUCAGUGGUGUGACUUCCUUGUUUGCCAGAAAUUACCUGCAUUGAUGGGAAUUUACCAAGAAAACAUAUCCUGGUCAAAAAAACAAACAAACAAACAACAACAACAAAACGAGUUUCUUUGCUUCAGCUCCAUGUAUGGAAGAUGAAAAAUAUCCCUUGGAACAUCUUCUUAAAGGAUGCUAUUAUGGAAUGACUCCAUUUCUGAUCAGUUUCAUAGACCUCAAGUAACAGUUUGAUGAACCAAACACAUAGUAUACCGAUAGGGGGUGCUACCUGCACGUAUCUGUUCUAUGUAUGCUUCAAAUAUGCCACCCCAGGGUAUAUCCAAUAUGCAAUAUGACUAUAUGGUGGUGGUAUUUUACCAUGUAUGCCUCUCCUGCUCUCUACCCAAACAUCCUACUGAAAUCCUUAUCUAAAGAACCAAACGGUUCCCAUGUGACUUGGGCACUUUAUCAAAAGCUCAUACCAGAUUCCUGUAGAAAUGGUUUGUUCCAGAAAAUUACUGUUGUUCUUAUGGCCUCCCAUUAUGUUUUGGGUGAAUGGAAUCUCUAAAAAGUCUUAAAAAGACUGGAGGCUUGGUCCUUUGAAUGGUCUGAGUAGUGUUGAAGUUAUUUCUGGCCCUAGGUUUGCUGAAUGGGAGGAAGACUCUCAGAUUGCUGCAGAAGUAUAGGAAGCUACUGCUCUCUAACCACAUGGAGGGAAUGAUCAGCUGCAUUCCAGGUUUGGAUCCAGUCUCUUGGUUAUCCUGAUGAAGUCAGACCGAGCUGGGACUUGACUGAGCAAAGGCCUUAACCUUCAAUUUGUCGGCAGAGCCCAGCACUUCUAAUCGCAGAAGUACCCCUUUCCAGUGGCCUUGAGAACAAGCCUUCUGGGGGCCACCAAUGAAGAAAGGCAACAAGUCUUUCCCCUUUGUGUUGGGGGUCAAACUACCUCCCUGAUCACUUGGAGACCAGUGGUGAUUUUUGGAAAGCAAAACUGUAAGGCUAAGCUAGCUUGGGACCUACUUGUUCCUGGCACUUUCUCCAAAACUCUGUAAAGCAUUCAUGCAAUGCAGGGGGCUAGCAGGAACAUGGCCUGUGAGAAGGCAAGUUCUUUUUGCAAUUAAGGCCCUCCCAGAGCAUGGCUGUCCAGCGAGAAGCAAGGGCUUCCAUUCUUCCAUUGUGCACAUUUGACCUCAAGUUUCUUCCAUGCACCCAGCAUGAAUGGUGCAUGUAUGCUUUCCAUUUCCAUCAACCGGCACUUGCGGCAGUGAAAGGAUAAGGAGAUCCACUAGGCACGCGAAGAUACUAAGAACAGAGGAAGAGGAGGAAAGAGGUUCCUGGAGAUAGGAAAGGAAGAAAAAAGGAAAUUUCUCUUAAGCCAUGUCAACAUCUCAUUCUGCAGGGGAAAUUUUCUCUUGAGGAGGCCUUUUAAUGCUCUGACUCCAUGACCUAGGACAGAUCCACUUUUAAUGGAGUCUUGUUCUGGGGCAAAUAGUGUGGGGUUGAUAUAUCAGGCUGACUAUAAAUGUGCAGACCUUACAUACCAUACUGACAAGUGCCAUGUAUGGACCAUAGAUGCCAAUGAUGGAAAAUGGCCAAUGCCUGAGAUACUGCAGGCAUGGGCCAAAACAACCUAUAAGUGAAUUCAAAGUUUCAUCCUCAACCUUGUGCAACAUCUCCUCACCUUCCUAAGGCCACAAGUCUGUUGCGAAGGAAUGGGAUGAAUCUACAAUCCAACCUUUAAUAUUUCUUGGCCAUUUCUCAGUCUUUCCCAUCCCUUACCCAACAACAACUCCCACACCUAAGAUGAACUGGGAUUGGGCCAUCCAAUUAACUGUCAUGGCCAAGAGCAAGGUAAGGUGGGAAUAACAACGUAUUACAAGCUCAGAGUGGUGAGCAGAAGUGACAGAAAGUGAGGAAAAUGGUACUUUCUCUUUAGAAAGGGAAAGAAGCAAUUUAGGAUUUUGAAUGGGGUAGGUUAAGAAUAUGGGAUAAAAUGAGACUGAAGUAGGGUGGGUAUUUUCUAUUUCCUUUCCAGGGUUAACAUGGCCCCUAAUGGAUGAAGGAUAAGAAGGGUUCCUAUUACAUACUUCCAAGGCUACUGGAUACCUAUGUGGUAUUUGGGGGUCCAAGCCUCUCUGGCUGACUUCCUCAUGUUAACACUCCCAUCUCCUCCCUGAAAGGAUCCCUCAAACCAAAUGUUGACUUUCUUUUCUCCAUCUAAAUAACAGGGGUAGAGUUGUAAGGUGACAGUCACAUUGAAUAGCUUAUUUCUGACAAGAGAAUUCCCCUGUACCAGGACCUUCCAAAAGCACUGAUGUAAUCUGGCUUCUGACUUGCUCUGGGUGCAAGAGAUGUAGCCACUCCAUUACUUAGGAUACUAAAUACUGUAAUUCUACCCUUUGGUUGGGGGAAAGGUGGCUACAAGAAGAGUACAAGCUUAUUUUCUCCCUAUCUUUAGGGCUUAUUUUAGUGCUCAGUCAUAGCCCAGAGAGUGACAUGCGAUGAUGUGAUUGGCUCAGUUAAAUCUAGCAGAGAUGAACCUGUACCUCAGGUACCCCUCACCACCAGUCCUGACCAUCUGAUUUUGUCAAAAAAAUAAGCAUUUUCAAUAUCUCUUCCUGUCUAGUUUUUCUGUUGUGUUGCCGCAGUGUGUCUGGGGACAAAGCCAUAAGAAGAGCAUACACACUUAAGACUGCUGUACAUAUAAGACAAGAAGUCAACUAGUCUGGAUUAAAGACUGACCUUAUGCCCAAGCAUUUGCUCUGGUGCUGAAUCAUGUGAACUACUGGAAUCACCCCUCUUCCAUCCCCAUACCUUCUAGCCCCUCUUCCCCUGCUCCCAUAUGGACCACAGUAUUCCCAACUUGUUUAUAAAUAAAGGGAUGCAGAGUUGCA